GGGCAGCAUCCGCAGCUCUCAUUGAUAAAGUAGAGCUGCUGUGAGCUGGAGGAGCGCCACUGGACACAUCGCAUCAUGCUCUCACACGCGCACUUCCUGGGUGUUUGUUUACGGCUGACACCGCGGCGGCGGCAUCACUCGCGGAGCACGCGCGCGCCGCUCACGCGGCGGCAGCCUGGUCAGUGAGCGGGGCAGCAGCAUCUUCUCCACCAUCUUUUAUUUGUUUUUUUUUUGGGGGGGGAAUGUGGUCCGAGGUCCUUUCAAAGAACGAAGCACACCUGUAACCGAGGCGGAGGAUCUGAUCUGGGAUCAGGGUUUUUCGGAGGAGCGACGGAACCGCCAAACUCAGCGGCAUAAAGCUGCAGCCACAGUCUCCUCUUCGUUGCAUUGAACAACUUUCGCCCCUCUGUCUCUUCGCCCCCCGUCAGCCUGUCCGUCAUCCUGGGAUCUACAGAGGCAAGCGGGGUGCCGGUGUCGGCCAUGAAGCUGGUGAACGGAGGAGGAGGAGGGGGAGGAGGAGGAGGUGGAGGGGGAGAGAAGACGGCCUUUUCCUUUAAGAAGUGCUCCGCUUUCCAGUUUGUCAAGAGGAAGGUACGGAGAUGGAUGCAAAACCCCAAGGUGAGCGUGGAGAAGUCGCAGGGCAAAGGUCUCCUGUACCCGUGUCCCAAGUGUCCGCUGGCGGAGGACCUGUGGUACACGCACGUCCCGUCGCCGUACGGCUGCUGCCACUACUCGGGCCUGCAGGGCGGCCAGUACUACCGGCCCGAGCCCUGCUCGCCGUGCCUCGCCGUUGGGCAAGGCAGCGGCCGCGACAAGAGCAAAGGCUGCAAGGCCAGGAAGUGGAGGAUGCUGGCUCGUCACCACGGCGAUGGAGGCAAACAGAAGGAGGCCGAGUCGGACGUCCACCUGGGCGGCUGUCAGUACUGGGGCGUCCAUAGCUCGCCCCUCCUGGCCAGCCCUGUCAUGCUGGAGUGCUCCAUCUGCAGCGGGCCCUACAUCAGCUACGCCCUGGAGGACACCUGGCAGCCGCGGCAGCGCACGCAGGCCAUGGACCUGUACUACCACAAUGAGUCAGACCCAGACAGCUACUGUUGCCCUGGCGACAACACCUUUAUGAAACAGAGGAGGAUGGGUCUGAACGACUUCAUUCAGAGGCUUGCCACGAACUCCUACGCCUGCAAGCAUUCUGAAGUUCAGUCCAUUCUGAACUUAAGUCCUCCUCAAGAUGCUGAGCUCAUGAAUGCGAACCCCUCCCCUCCUCCCAGUCCGUCCCAACAGAUCAACCUCGGACCAUCGUCCAACCCCUCGGCCAAACCCAGCGACUUCCACUUCCUCAAGGUGAUCGGCAAGGGCAGCUUCGGCAAGGUGCUGCUGGCGCGCCACCGCACCGACGACCAGUUUUACGCCGUCAAGGUCCUACAGAAGAAGGCCAUCCUCAAGAAGAAGGAGGAGAAACACAUCAUGUCAGAGAGGAACGUGCUGCUGAAGAACGUCAAGCACCCGUUCUUAGUGGGCCUGCACUACUCUUUCCAAACAGCCGACAAACUCUACUUCGUGUUGGACUACAUCAAUGGAGGAGAGUUGUUCUACCACCUACAGCGAGAGCGCUGCUUCCUGGAGCCGCGAGCCAGGUUCUACUCGGCAGAGAUCGCCAGCGCCCUGGGCUACCUCCACUCCCUCAACAUCGUCUACAGGGACCUGAAACCAGAGAACAUCUUGCUGGACUCCCAGGGACACAUCAUUCUCACGGACUUCGGCCUGUGCAAGGAGAACAUCGAACCCAACGGAACCACGUCGACCUUCUGCGGUACACCAGAGUAUUUAGCCCCCGAGGUGCUUCACAAGCAGCCUUAUGAUAGGACAGUGGACUGGUGGUGUUUAGGGGCUGUCCUCUAUGAGAUGCUCUACGGUCUGCCUCCUUUCUACAGUCGCAACACAGCAGAGAUGUACGACAACAUCCUGAACAAGCCGCUUCAGCUGAAACCCAACAUUUCCAACGCAGCCAGACACCUGCUGGAGGGCCUGCUGCAGAAGGACCGGACCAAGAGGCUGGGCUGCACCGAGGACUUUGUUGAAAUCAAGAACCACAUAUUCUUCUCCCCCAUCAACUGGGACGACCUGAACGCCAAGAAGAUCACGCCUCCUUUCAACCCCAACGUGACGGGACCCAACGACCUCCGACACUUUGAUCCAGAGUUCACAGAUGAGCCGGUGCCUAGCUCCAUUGGCUGUUCCCCAGACAGCGUGCUCGUCACAGCCAGUAUCAAAGAGGCUGCCGAGGCGUUCGUGGGCUUCUCCUAUGCCCCAGCAAUGGACUCCUACCUAUAGGAUUUAAACACAGGCACUCAGCGGACACUAGUGUUGACUUACACUACCCUACGUGAACUGUUGCAUCUUGACCCCGGCCCACAUUUUCCAUUAGCUCGAUAGGCGUCUCCGAACCAACACACAGCAGCGCUGCACCUACAAAGAAUUCAUACACGAGUACGUGCCGUAGUCUCUCCAACUCUUGAAUGCACUGAAGAAGAUUCGCCACAGGAGAAAAGUUCGGCAUAUCCUGAGUUGCCAAUGCACAAAUCUUUCAAUCUACUACACACAGCAGACACAAACAACAAGACUCUCUGCCUUUAAAUAAGCAUCUUUAACCUGAUAGUGAAGGUCCUUUGCACAUAGCUCAGGCAGCUUAAAAGCACGCUCGAUCCCGAAACUACAACACAAACAAGCACACACCAACUUCCACCUUGUUAAGGCUGACUAUACUGUAGCAGCCCUGAAAAGGAUUUCCAUCUUCAUCUAUGUAGCAAAACAUCUUGUUUGUAGAUUCUGUCUACGAUCCAUGGGGACCUACCUGCUGAGUUAGAGCGAGUAACUUGGAGAUGACAUUCAUUUUGGUGCUUUAGUUUCUUCUUGUUUUCGUUCUGUGUUUCUAAAGGGAGUCAUCUUGUAUCUGAAUGUUACAGAGGGGGGGGCGUCUUAUUUCUCUGAGGUGCCUUUAUUUUUUUUCUCUCCAUCAGUGCUCAUAUCUUUUGGGUUUGUCUGUGUCCACAGCGUUAAAGUUUCGCCCGUCUCAGAUGGCUGGAACUCUUUUUGUUUUUAUCACCAGUGAGGAGCGACACAGCGUUUUUAAUAAUAUCUGUUCUGUAUUUAACGCGUGAGACGUAGGAACUCAAACGAUAUUUUGUAUCUUCUUUUGCACAUAGAACAAUAAUAGUAAUGCUGAUAGAGGGAGAGAAAGAGAGAGAGCACUGCUGCUAGAUGAGAAAGACAGUGCGUUCAGAGGUGUUUGUCUUACCUCUGCUUGCCAACUGCGUCCCCCUCGUAUCGUCUUCCAUUUGUCUCACAAUAACGUAACGGCCGCCUGCAGACGGGCUGGCGACAUCAAAACUGAACAUUCCACUUUAAUAUUGCUGUAAUGCAGUUUGACGGUAUUUAAGUUUGUUUGUAUAUUUGGAGUCAUGUGUACUAGUUUUAAUGUAUAUUGAACAAAAAUGACUAAAGGUAUGCCUAAAUAUAUAUAAAUAUAUAUAUAUAUAUGUAACAAUUCAUGUUAAAUGUACUGUAAAUUGUAAAAUUGUCUAAGAUUAAUGUGACCAUGUUUUGGUUUGCAAUAAAAGUUUAACUUUA
This is a messenger RNA of Betta splendens (Siamese fighting fish), 3624 nucleotides long. RefSeq names its product serum/glucocorticoid regulated kinase 1 (gene sgk1). Gene Ontology annotation, biological process: protein phosphorylation. The coding region runs from base 481 to 2328 and encodes 615 amino acids. NCBI's taxonomy places the organism in Eukaryota, Metazoa, Chordata, Actinopteri, Anabantiformes, Osphronemidae. Gene Ontology annotation, molecular function: protein serine/threonine kinase activity; ATP binding. The record is from RefSeq and is a predicted model, not a curated record. The transcript is spliced from 14 exons.